Molecule: messenger RNA, 3108 nt
Organism: Cooperia oncophora
Lineage: Eukaryota; Metazoa; Nematoda; Chromadorea; Rhabditida; Trichostrongylidae
Source: the annotation of a GenBank genome assembly
AUGCCCCUGCGAUCACAGCCCACGGCCAUGUCGAACGGCGACUUUGAAAAGGAUCCGGGUUUCCCAUUCCUUGGUCUCUCACGUGAGGCUCGAGCAGAAUCUGCUUCAAGGCCUUUUGAUUCCAAGAAGAACGUCUGGGUUCCAGAUGCAGAAGAUGGCUUCGUCGCCGCCGAAAUUCAAUCCGUACAAGGCGAUCAAGUCACUGUCGUCACCGCGAAAGGAAACUCGGUCACUGUGAAAAAGGAUGAGGCGCAAGAGAUGAACCCUCCCAAAUUCGACAAAACCGAAGAUAUGGCGAACUUGACCUUCUUGAACGAAGCUUCAGUCUUGGCCAAUCUCAAGGACAGAUACAAGGACAUGAUGAUCUACACAUAUUCCGGUCUCUUCUGUGUUGUGAUCAAUCCCUACAAACGUCUACCCAUCUACACAGAAUCCGUGAUUAAAUUCUACAUGGGAAAGAGAAGGAACGAAAUGCCUCCCCACUUGUUCGCCACUUCCGAUGAGGCUUACAGAAACAUGGUGCAAGACCGUGAGAACCAGUCUAUGCUGAUUACCGGAGAAUCCGGAGCCGGAAAAACUGAGAACACCAAAAAGGUAAUUGCGUACUUCGCCAUCGUCGGUGCCACACAACAGGCUGCCGAAGGACGAAAGGAGGGCGCUAAAGGUGUAAGUACUAAAGGCGGAAAAGGAGGUACCCUGGAAGAGCAGAUUGUGCAGACCAACCCCGUACUCGAGGCCUUCGGUAAUGCCAAAACCGUGCGUAACAACAACUCUUCACGUUUCGGUAAAUUCAUCCGAACCCACUUCUCAGCCCAAGGAAAACUGGCCGGAGGAGAUAUCGAACACUAUUUGCUCGAGAAGUCUCGUGUCGUGCGUCAAGCUCCUGGAGAACGUAGUUACCACAUCUUCUACCAGAUUAUGUCCGGCCACAACCCGAAACUCCGUGAAGCGUUGAAGCUCACCCACGACCUCAAAUACUACCACUUCUGUUCACAAGCUGAGCUGACCAUUGACGGUGUCGAUGAUAAGGAAGAAAUGGGUCUCACACAGGAAGCUUUCGACGUCAUGGGUUUCGAAGACGAUGAAGUCAUGGACUUGUACAAAUCUUGUGCGGCCAUCAUGCACAUGGGUGAAAUGAAAUUCAAGCAGAGACCCAGAGAAGAGCAGGCCGAACCCGAUGGAGAUGAGGAUGCACAAAACGUCGCCCACUGCUUGGGUGUGAACCCUGAGGAGCUUCUGAAGUCCUUGGUGAAGCCUCGUGUACGUGUCGGUACUGAAUGGGUGAACAAGGGACAGAAUCUUGAGCAGGUACACUGGGCUGUGUCUGGUCUCGGAAAGGCUAUCUACGCUCGUAUGUUCAAAUGGCUCAUCGGAAGGUAUGAAGUUAAGUACACUACGGUGGCUACAUUUCAAAAUAAGGCAUGUUCAGAUGUAACAAGACCCUGGAUGCCAAAGAAAUCGAAGCGUCGCUACUUCAUCGGUGUGCUUGAUAUUGCUGGUUUCGAAAUCUUCGAUUUCAACUCAUUCGAGCAGCUUGAAGAGUACGCUCGUGAAGGCAUCCAAUGGACUUUCAUCGAUUUCGGUCUUGACUUGCAAGCCUGUAUCGAGCUGAUUGAGAAGCCCCUUGGUCUUAUCUCAAUGCUUGAUGAAGAGUGUAUCGUACCAAAAGCCACCGAUAUGACAUACGUACAAAAGCUGAACGACCAACAUCUUGGCAAGCACCCCAACUUCCAGAAGCCAAGACCACCCAAGGGCAAACAGUCCGAGGCUCACUUCGCAGUCGUCCACUACGCCGGUACUGUACGAUACAAUGCUACCAACUUCCUCGAGAAGAACAAGGAUCCUCUGAACGACACCGCUGUUGCACUGCUCAAGACUCACUCGCAAGGAUGCAAACUCAUGCUCGACAUCUGGGCUGACUACCAGACCCAGGAAGAAGCCGCUGAAGCCGCAAAGAGUGGAACAGGAGGAGGAAAGAAGAAGGGAAAGUCUGCCUCUUUCAUGACUGUGUCCAUGAUUUACCGCGAGUCCCUGAACAACUUGAUGAACAUGCUUUACCAGACUCAUCCUCACUUCAUCCGUUGCAUCAUUCCAAACGAGAAGAAGACUUCUGGUCUGAUCGACUCCGCUCUCGUGCUUAACCAGCUGACUUGCAACGGUGUACUUGAGGGUAUCAGAAUUUGCAGAAAAGGUUUCCCCAACAGAAUGCUCUACGAUGACUUCAGACACCGAUACGCUGUCCUUGCUGCUGAUGCGGCCAAGAACGAGGAUACCAAAGUGGCAUCCAUUGCCAUCACGGACAAACUCGUCACUGAAGGUCUUCUGAAGGACGAAGAAUUCAAGAUCGGAAACACCAAGGUAUUCUUCAAAGCUGGUAUCCUUGCCAGACUUGAGGACCGUCGUGACGAAAUCCUCAAGGUCAUCAUGACCAACUUCCAAAGCAGAUGCAGAUGGUACCUCGGACUCACGGAUCUCAAGAGAAGGCAGCAACAACAAGCAGGACUGCUCAUUGUCCAGCGCAACGUCCGCUCAUGGUGCACCCUUCGCACUUGGGAAUGGUUCAAACUGUACGGAAAGGUCAAGCCUAUGCUCAAGGCCGGAAAGGAGGCAGAGGAGAUGGAGAAAUUGUCAGACAAGAUCAAACAGCUCGAGGAAGCCAUCGCCAAGGGUGAAGACAACAGGAAGGAACUCGAAGCCCAAGUGGCCGGCCUCAUCGAAGAGAAGAAUGCGCUGUUCCUGAACUUGGAAAAGGAGAAGGCAAACCUACAGGAUGCCGAAGAACGCAAUCAAAAACUGGCCGCCCUCAAGGCUGACCUCGACAAACAACUCGCUGAAGUUCAGGAUCGCCUUGCUGAAAUGGAGGAUCGUAACAGCGACCUCCAACGCCUCAAGAAGAAGAUGGAGCAAGAAAUUGCCGAGCACAAGAAGCAUGCCCAAGAUCUCGAGCUUUCCCUCAAGAAGGCCGAGAGCGAGAAGCAGGCUCGAGACCACAACAUCCGCUCUCUGCAAGAUGAAAUGGCUAACCAAGAUGAAGCCGUCGCUCGCCUCAACAAAGAGAAGAAACAUCAAGAGGAGGUAUGGUUCUCAUCGAAAAUGAUAUCGAUCUGA